AUGAAAGUGCAUAAAUUCUAUAGUUGUAAAAUCAUGCAGGGCAUUCGAUGUGCCUGUCGACGAGCAGGUAGUGUUGCACAAUUAGUACUCGGUAAACAACGUAAUACAUUUGCUAAUCCAAGAUGGUCAAGAAUUGCUUAUCAACCAACAGCUAAUUUUCAUAUUGUUGGCAAACGUAAUGCCGCAGCUCAACCAGCACAACAAAAAUCUACACAAACUCAAACAGGUCAACAAGCUGCUAAAGGUGCUAAAGGUCGUGUUGUAUCUGUAAUUGGUGCCGUUGUUGAUGUACAAUUUGAUGAACAAUUACCACCAAUUCUUAAUGCACUUCAAGUUGAUGGUCGUCAACCAAAAUUAAUUCUUGAAGUUGCACAACAUUUAGGUGAUAAUACUGUUCGAACAAUUGCUAUGGAUGGUACAGAAGGUCUUGUACGUGGACAACCAGUUACAGAUAUUGGUACACCAAUUAAAAUUCCAGUUGGUGCAGCAACAUUAGGUAGAAUUAUAAAUGUCAUUGGUGAUCCAAUUGAUGAACGUGGUCCAGUUAAUGCUGAGGAUUUUGCACCAAUACAUGCUGAUGCACCACCAUUUACUGAUAUGAAUGUUGAACAACAAAUACUUGAAACUGGUAUUAAAGUUGUCGAUUUAUUAGCACCAUAUGCUAAAGGUGGUAAAAUUGGUUUAUUUGGUGGUGCUGGUGUAGGUAAAACUGUUUUGGUCAUGGAAUUAAUUUAUAAUGUUGCUACAUCACAUGGUGGUUAUUCAGUAUUUGCUGGUGUUGGUGAACGUACCCGUGAAGGAAAUGAUUUAUAUCAUGAAAUGAUAACAACUAAAGUUAUUGAUCUUAAAGGUAAAGGUUCAAAAGUAUCACUUGUCUAUGGACAAAUGAAUGAACCACCGGGUGCACGUGCACGUGUUGC
This is a messenger RNA of Rotaria sordida, 920 nucleotides long. Lineage: Eukaryota; Metazoa; Rotifera; Eurotatoria; Philodinida; Philodinidae. The record is from the annotation of a GenBank genome assembly.